UAGUGGAAUUGGAAAUUCCACCUCUUUUAAAUAAAAUAUGGAAGAGGAGAGGGAGCUCCUCUCAUUGCGUUUGCUUCGUUGGGUUUCAUGGAACGCAGUCCAAAUAUUCGAUAAAAUGUCACAAUGAGUAGGGAUUCUGCUAUAGGGUUUAAUGGACCUCGUCCAUUCUCUUCCUCCGUUGUUUUUGGCUUGCAAGCUCAUUUUCCUCCACGUUAGUGCAUUUGGUUCAAUGGACACGUUUCUUCAGUCUGCAAUGUUCAAAAGUAGGCUACUAUUGUCAAUGUUCGUUGUGAAGAAGACAAGAAAUAUAGUUAAAAAAAAUCUCAGUUUACUUGUCAAAAGUCUUAGCUCCUUGUGGACUUUUCUAGGUUAAAAAUAUGACCACAUCCCACAUAAGUUUCACUUCAAUGAAGAUUACAGAACCAGUAUGGAUUUUCGAAAGUUGUUCCUGCAUUCUUCUCUUCUAGUCCUCCAUUUCGCAUUUUCUUCUUCCAGAGACACCAUAACUAUAAACCAAACCAUUCAUGAUGGUGACUUUCUGAUCUCUAGAGAAAAUAAGUUUGCAUUAGGAUUCUUUAGCCCCAAAAGUUCCAGGUUUAGAUAUCUUGGAAUCUGGUACCAUAAAGUCCGAGAGCAAACUGUGGUGUGGGCAGCAAAUAGGGAUGAUCCAAUCAAUGGUUCCUCGGGAGUUCUAUCAAUUGACCAAUAUGGAAAUCUCGUUCUCCGUAGCUACCAUAGCCAGAAGGUUCCUGUAUGGUCUACAAAUGUCUCAGUUGAGGUUGCAGAUACUUGUGUUACAGCUCAGCUCUUGGAUACAGGAAAUUUGGUUUUGUUCCACGAUAGAAGUAAAAGUACUGUGUGGGAAAGCUUUGAUCAUCCUACGGAUACUAUACUGCCAGGAAUGAAACUUGGAUUGAACCAAAGGACAGGCAUGAACCGGUUCCCGAUAUGUUGGAGAUCAGCAGAUGACCCUGGAACUGGAAACUUUUCACUUCGGAUCAACCCAAAAGGAUCACCACAGGUCUUUAUCUACUGGGGCAUAAAAUAUAUUUGGCGAGGCAUUCCUUGACCCUUGAAAAGUUAUACAGAUAUAUCCAAUG
Molecule: messenger RNA, 1100 nt
Organism: Hevea brasiliensis (rubber tree)
Lineage: Eukaryota; Viridiplantae; Streptophyta; Magnoliopsida; Malpighiales; Euphorbiaceae
Product: G-type lectin S-receptor-like serine/threonine-protein kinase RKS1
Exons: 1
Coding region: 428-1069 (213 amino acids)
Source: RefSeq, a predicted model, not a curated record